AUGACGAUCUCCGCCUUCGUCGAGGAGUCGCCCACCGAUGAGGACGACGGCCCCGGAGUUCGAAGGCGGCGUUGCCACGAUCCUCCGGUGUUGAUCCCGGAACCACCGCUUGCCGACGCCGAGGCCCAUGACUUGCCCAUCACCGGAGUUGUGGAGGAAGAGGGGCUAGGAAGGGAGUCCUACUGCUCGGUGGGCAGCAACGAGGCCAGCCCCAGCGGCGCGUGCUGCGGCGCGGUGCGCGGCGCCAACUUCAAGUGCCUCUGCAAGUACAAGGGCUUCCUGCCCAAGGACAUCGACGCCAACCGCGCCAUGCAGAUCCCCGCCAAGUGCGGCUACGGGCCGGCCUCCUGCUAG
Messenger RNA from Triticum turgidum subsp. durum (durum wheat), 354 nucleotides. Lineage: Eukaryota; Viridiplantae; Streptophyta; Magnoliopsida; Poales; Poaceae. The record is from the annotation of a GenBank genome assembly.